AUGGUGGGUUCAGGUUCUUCAAGUGGAGAUUUAAGAACUCCACAGUUUGAUGGUGCAAACUAUGAUUUUUGGUCAGUCAAAAUGGAAACUAUUCUCAUAGCAUAUGAUCUAUGGGAUGUAGUGGAGGUUGGAGUACUUCCACAACCGAUUCUUGAGGAAGAAGAAGGCUCUGGAGAUGAAGAGAGUGAAGCUGAGCAAAUUCCAGUGGAAGCACCUACCAUUUCCAAAGAAGAUAAGAUCAAAAAUGCCAAGGCAUUGAGCCUUAUUCAAGGAGCACUAACAAAUGAGCUCUUUCCUCGCAUCAGAAAUGAGAAGACUGCAAAAGGAGCUUGGGAUGUCUUGAGGAGAGAGUUCAGAGGAGAUAAAAAGGUAAGAGCUGUAAAACUUCAAGCUGUUAGAGCAGAUUUUGAGUAUAUGAGAAUGACUGAUGGUGAAAGCUUAGAUAGCUAUUUGGCUAGAUUUUUUGGAACUGUGAAUAAUCUGAAAUCUCUUGGUGAAGAUGUGUCUGAAACAAGAAUUGUGCAAAAGCUUUUGAUGAGUCUAAGUAGAAAAUAUAAGUCCAUUGUGUCUAUUAUUGAAGAAACUCGAGACCUUGAUGUUCUUAGAGUUGAAGAGGUCAUUGCCUCUGUCAAAGUCUAUGAUAAAAGGGAGGACUUGCAUGAUGAAAGAGAUAAAGUGGCUGGAACUGAGAGAGCUUUCAGUAGCCUCAAGGUUGGAAAUAACCAAGUUCAUAGCACUCAUAAGGGCUCACAGAGUAGACCAAAUCAAAAGUGGCAGGGACAAGACAAAAAGGAAUCAAAUUGGUCUCAAAAUAACAAUAGCUCAAGCUGGAAUAAUAAUGUUGGAGGAAAUUGGAACAAUAGUUUCAAUUCUCAGAACAAGCAAGGUACAAAGGCAAACCUAGAUGUGGAAAAUGCAAUAGGUUUGGUCAUACUGCAAAGGACUGUGAAGGUCAUAGUCACAAACAAGUAG
Messenger RNA from Prunus avium (sweet cherry), 972 nucleotides. The record is from RefSeq and is a predicted model, not a curated record. Lineage: Eukaryota; Viridiplantae; Streptophyta; Magnoliopsida; Rosales; Rosaceae.